Xiphias gladius (swordfish) is the source of this 2589-nucleotide messenger RNA. It is a transcript of the gene cdv3, whose product is annotated as carnitine deficiency-associated gene expressed in ventricle 3. NCBI's taxonomy places the organism in Eukaryota, Metazoa, Chordata, Actinopteri, Istiophoriformes, Xiphiidae. Bases 249 to 935 code for a protein of 228 amino acids. The transcript has 5 exons. The record is from RefSeq and is a predicted model, not a curated record. Gene Ontology annotation, cellular component: cytoplasm.
GUCUUUCCGGGUAAGGAUAGAGAUUUGUCAAAUAGUCCCUGCAUGGCAUGGUUGACAGGGUAGCUAAGGAAUCGGUUAGGGAACCAGGGUGGACAUUUUUAUCAGCCAGAAACAGAAGUUAAACUGCCAGAAUAAGGAGCAACUCCGUGUUUUCUGACUGUUUGACGAGCUGUCCUCACUCUGAGAGAGCGGUUUUUCACAUUUGUCAUUGCUCGGUUUAGCUAACUACUUAACGUUGGUCUUUGAAAAUGGCGGAUGUACCGACGGAGAAGAGCCUGGACGAUUUCUUUGCCAAGCGGGAUAAAAAGAAGAAGAAAGAGAAAGGAAAGGGCAAGGAGUCCGCCGCCGGGCCCACGUCGGUUGUGCUGAAAAAGACCAAGAAGGAGAAGGAAAAAUCGGCGAAAAACGAGAAUCAAGACGCACAGAUUGAGAAGGAGGACGAGGAGUGGAAAGAGUUUGAGCAGAAAGAAGUGGACUACAGCGGGCUUCGGCUCCAAGCGUUACAGAUAAGUGAUGAGAAAGAGGAGGAGGAGUACGAGAAGGAGGAGGUUGGUGAGGAUGGAGAGAUCAUUCUGGUCAGUGGAGACAAAGUGUCGGGGCCUUGGAACAAAUCUGGAGCUGCUCCUCCUCCUGCUGCACCUGUGGAGGACGUAGAGGUGCCUGAGGCGAAGCCUGCUGGUGUAUAUCGCCCUCCAGGGGCUCGACAGACCACAACCAGACGAGGUCAGAACCAGGGCCCUCCUGAGAUCUUCAGUGACGCACAGUUCCCAUCUCUGUUGGCCACCGCCAAGCACGUGGAGACACGCAAGGACAGAGAAAUUGAGAAGACCUUUGAAGUUGUGAAACACAGGAACCGUGGUAGAGAGGAGACCAGUGGUGCUUCUAUGCAGCACUUGCAGCUUGACAACCAGUACGCCAUCCUGGGGGAUAAGUAGAGCCGCUCCCUCCGUCCCCUGGCCCCUCCAGCAUGGUCCUGCCCAGCCCCUUGAAGGAAGCUGAACUCCAGCUGUGUGGACUGCAGUCCUGACAGAGCUCACACUGCCACCAUCACCACACUGUUUACUUACACAAAUACACAGCCCUGUAUACACACACGCUCAUUCAUUCACAGCAGUACCGCUGCAGCACAUACACAUACAGCGACACUCCCUUCAAAAAGAUCUGUAACACACUUUACAAUCAUUUGGUUGGCAAACCUGAAGGACUGCAUCUGAAGGGGCUGUUGAAAGAGGGAAUAAUUGAAAAGGAAUUAGGAAAAUACACCCAAACGUACAACACUGCAGCAGCAACAAAAGACAACGUAGUUGUCCUUUGUGGAUUGUACUCAGAGCGGCAGUUGUAUGGCGCAACGUCUCUCUGGACUUCAACUUGCUUCGAUAAAGCCACAGAGGAUCGAAGAACACUUCAGGCAAGAUGAUUUUACAAACUUCUGUGAAAAUAUCUAUUUUUUUGCAAGAUCGCUAUAACCCAAUUGCACAUGGUUAUUUUAGGGUGUGUUUUUGAGUUGCGGUUGGGGCUUCGGGAGUGGGGAAACUACCUCAGCAGCAUAGCUGGUGGUGACCAUGUGGACUGAGCUUUUUUCCGCUGUGGUGGUGAAGGGGGCAAACACCAACCCCCCCACAUACAAGCUGGGCAUCAGGCUCUUGAUUUAGAAACUUGAAGCUUUGUUUAUUUCCUUCAUGAUGGUGAUGAUGACGCUGCAAAGAUCUAUGGACAAGUGUCGACAGGUUGUGGUCCUCAUUUAGAAUUUCUAUAUUAAGUGGCCUUACUGAUAGAGAGAGAGAAACUGUUUUGUCAUCUGAAGAGAACUUUGCUUGUUGUCUCACGGGCUGUUGCCUGCCUCUGGAUCUCACCACUUUGUGGAAAAAGAAAAAAAAACAUACAAAGAAAAAAAUCCUUCUGUUCAAGAAUGUAGUGCUGUUGUAGUUUGCCUGAUGAUUACAACUACUAACUGUCUUUCAUAUCCACUGUUUUAGUUUGCUGCCCUUACUUUAUUUUGGUAUAUUUAGACAUCAGCAGAAGAGAAAUUAAAGCUUGUUUCUAAUCUGAAACCAUUCUUUUGGUAACAAUGCUUUACUGUGGUUCAACAGCAGUUGUCACAUAUGUUACAAUGCCAACAGAAUGACACAAAAUCACUUUAAAGGCAUAUUUGUUAAGGUUGUUUGCCCAUAUUGUCGUAAAGUGGUACAUUUCAACUCCAGUUUUAAGACUUAUCUUUUUUAUCGUAGUGUUACCAUACUGUUCUCGGCCCUCAUUGCAGUUUAGAACAGGAAGUUUGUGCAUAAUUUCAUUUCCAGAGAGUUACAGCGACUGCUGGUCUGUAAAUACAAACUGUCACCAAACCAACAGAGUACUAUCCACUUCCAAAACAGUGGUACGCCCAGUUAAAAUCAAAUGGGUUUUUAUUACAAGCAUAGUUAUGUUUAGAAAGGUGAAGAAGAACUGGAUUUAUGUUCUAUGUUUCUGUCCUUUCCAUAAAAGAUGUCAGGGAGUGUAGUUCCCUGCUGGGACACUUUGGGUGGACAUAGAUAAUAUUUGUGAUGAAAUCAGAAGAGCCUGACAAAAAAUAAAGUGAUCCUUGUGAAUUAA